AUGGCCGUUUACGUCAUCACCGGUGUCUCGAAGGGACUUGGUUACGAGUUCCUUCGCCAAAUAUCCGGGGAACCAGGCAAUACCGUCGUUGGAAUCGUCCGAGAUAAGGCGACGACUGUCAAGAAGAUUUCUGAAGACGCAGAACUAAAAGCACGAACCAACAUUCAUAUCCUGAAAGCCGAUGUAACCAGCUAUGAUGAUCUGAAGCAAGCUGCAGCCGAUACUGCUAAGAUUACGGGUGGUAGCAUUGACUACCUCGUCGCAAACGCGGGUCGCGUUUCUCAAUUCGAUCCCUACGACCCCAUCUCGGUUUUGGGCGAGAAACCUCAGGAGCUCGAGGCGGAACUGAACAAGCUGAUCAGCAUCCACGUCACCGCCAACAUCCAUCUUUAUAACCUAUUCAUGCCUUUGAUUUUGAAGGGCAAGACAAAGAAGGUUAUCGCUAUCUCCAGUGGUCUUGCAGACCUAGAUUUAACAGCCAACUACGACUUGGACCUUAGCGUCCUGUACUCCGUCAGCAAGGCGGCGAUGAACAUGGUAACGGCCAAGUUCAGCGCCGAGUACAAGAAGGAUGGCGUCCUUUUCCUAAGCAUCUGCCCGGGGAUGGUGGACGUCGGCCACUACUCCAACUCAACCCCGGAACAGCUGGCGAAGUUCGGUGGGAUAAUGGAGAAAUUCCUCAAGUUUGCGCCCCAUUUCAAAGGUGCAGAUACUCCGGAAAACUCCAUUCCAGCUGUGAGAUCGGUUUGGGAAAAUGCUAGCGUCGAAAAGGGAGAUGGCGGUGCUUUCCUUUCGCAUCUCGGCAACAAACAGUGGUUGUAA
Annulohypoxylon maeteangense is the source of this 822-nucleotide messenger RNA. RefSeq names its product putative short chain dehydrogenase. Gene Ontology annotation, molecular function: oxidoreductase activity, acting on the CH-OH group of donors, NAD or NADP as acceptor. The transcript is spliced from 5 exons. Lineage: Eukaryota; Fungi; Ascomycota; Sordariomycetes; Xylariales; Hypoxylaceae. The coding region runs from base 1 to 822 and encodes 273 amino acids. The record is from RefSeq and is a predicted model, not a curated record.